AUGGCUGCAAAUCACAUGGAACAACAAGAAAUCAUCGAUGCAAUUAUUGUUGAAAGAAAGGCAAUUACAUUUGAGCGUGAUAUUCUGAAACACAAAGUAGAAAAUUUAGAACAAAAGUGCCGCGAAUCGACCUUUUGUAAAGUGGAGAAUGAAAAUGUGAAAGAAAUGCAAAUGAAAUUGAAUGAAAAGGAAAAUCAACUUCAUCAGAUUACUUUUGAUAUGAACGAGAAAGAAGAAGAAAUUACAAAUUUGCAUGCGGUCAUCAAAGAUCUUAGAGAUGAAAUCAAUGAGAAAAACUGUAUCAUCGAUGAUCUGAACAGGAUUACAAGUGAAAAAGAAUGGAGCCUGGGAGAGCACAGGCAGUGGCUUGCUGAUGCCAACAGAAAGGUAGGUCAUAUGAAAUGUGAACUAAACAGCAUUCGAGAACAAGAGAAUUCUACUAACGAGCAAUUAAUUAGGCUAAAAAAUGAAAUUGAAGAGAAAAACGCAAAAAUAUCAGAACUUAAUGACAAAUGCGCGAAAAUGGUAGUACAAAUUGCUGCAUUCGAACAAAAAAAAGAAACGAUACCAAAUGAGGAUAAGGUAUUAGAAUUAUCAGCACUUCGAGAAAAACUUUGUAACGCAGAAGAAUACGUUAAAUUUCAAGCUGAACAAUUAGAAUACCUUAGACAAGUAAGUCAUAACUAG
Molecule: messenger RNA, 687 nt
Organism: Thelazia callipaeda (thelaziosis nematode)
Lineage: Eukaryota; Metazoa; Nematoda; Chromadorea; Rhabditida; Thelaziidae
Source: the annotation of a GenBank genome assembly